This is a messenger RNA of Tupaia belangeri chinensis (Chinese tree shrew), 1756 nucleotides long. RefSeq names its product proline rich coiled-coil 1 (gene PRRC1). Gene Ontology annotation, biological process: activation of protein kinase A activity. Gene Ontology annotation, cellular component: cytoplasm. The record is from RefSeq and is a predicted model, not a curated record. Bases 279 to 1586 code for a protein of 435 amino acids. Gene Ontology annotation, molecular function: protein kinase A regulatory subunit binding. The transcript has 10 exons. Lineage: Eukaryota; Metazoa; Chordata; Mammalia; Scandentia; Tupaiidae.
GGACGGCUCAGGGCUGCAUUUUACUAGUCUCCUCCAAGCCCUAACCCUACACCCCGACCUCCCCAUCCCCACUCUUCAGCUGCCACGCAAGCUCUCUCGGGACCCCAGGGAACCGGGAGACUGAGUGUUAACUGUCUUCUUGCCGUGUCAGCGUCAUCUGCCCCAGCGAGGACCAACGUGCUCAGCCUGUUUAGGUGGGCCUCCCCUGCAGCGUCAGUCACUUCAUCAUGGCACCCUCCCAGUGUGCCACCUCGGAUAUACACCGUAAUUGAAAAAAAAUGAUGGAAGAGAGUGGAAUAGAGACAACACCACCUGGAACUCCUCCACCGAAUCCCGUGGGACUGGCUGCUGCUGCCAUGUCUUCCACCCCAGUUCCUUUGGCUGCAACCAGUUCUUUUCCUUCUCCAAAUGUAUCCUCUAUGGAGUCUUUGCCUCCACACACCUAUUCCACUCCUCAGCCUUCCCCGCUACCUUUGGUGUCUCCUUCACCCGCUCCUUCUGCUCCGCCACUUGCUACUUCGCUACCCCCUCCCGUUUCCUCGUCAGCUGCCUUCGGUAACCCUCCUCUGUCCCACUUCCCACCUUCCACUUCUGCCCCAAGUGCUCUCAUGUCUGCACCCUCUUCGGGUCCUCCUAUAUCAGGAUUUUCUGUCGGUUCAACUUACGACAUUACAAGGGGACACGCAGGGAGAGCUCCCCAGACGCCUCUGAUGCCAUCAUUUUCUGCACCGCCAGUAACAGGUAUUUUGCCAACCCCCAUUACUCAGCAAGCCAGUUUGACGUCUGUGGCACAAGGAGCUGGAACCACAUCUGCCAUUACGUUCCCAGAAGAGCAGGAAGACCCGAGAAUUAGCAGAGGUCAGGAUGAAGCAUCAGCUGGCGGACUCUGGGGUUUUAUUAAGGGAGUGGCAGGGAACCCCGUGGUGAAGUCUGUGCUCGACAAGACGAAGCAUUCGGUGGAGAGCAUGAUCACCACGCUGGACCCCGGCAUGGCCCCGUAUAUCAAAUCUGGAGGGGAACUGGACAUUGUAGUGACCUCAAAUAAAGAAGUGAAAGUUGCUGCCGUGCGAGAUGCCUUCCAGGAGGUCUUCGGCUUAGCCGUGGUUGUAGGGGAAGCCGGGCAGUCCAACAUUGCCCCGCAGCCAGUGGGCUACGCCGCUGGAUUAAAAGGUGCCCAGGAACGGAUAGAUAGCUUACGUCGAAAUGGAGUGAUCCAUGAAAAGCAGACAGCCGUGUCGGUGGAAAACUUCAUUGCAGAAUUGCUACCUGAUAAGUGGUUUGACAUCGGGUGUUUGGUGGUUGAAGACCCUGUCCAUGGCAUUCAUCUCGAGACGUUCACACAAGCCACGCCGGUGCCUUUGGAAUCUGUGCAGCAGGCUCAAAGUCUCACUCCCCAGGACUACAAUCUUAGAUGGUCAGGCCUUUUGGUCACAGUGGGUGAAGUCCUGGAAAAGAGCUUACUAAAUGUCAGCCGGACUGAUUGGCACGCGGCUUUUACUGGCAUGUCCCGCCGACAGAUGAUCUACAGCGCGGCCAAAGCCAUCGCAGGCAUGUAUAAACAGCGCCUGCCGCCGAGGACCAUGUGAGGAGGCCGGGGCUUUGCCUCACUCUUAGCUUGAUGUUGAAGAAGAGAUUGUACCUUCAUGAAUUGAGUAAUUAUGAUGAAUCCAGCAGUUUUUAUAGUUUUUCUGUGAGCUGCAAUUUUUCUUUGUCCAGGAAGACUUGAUGUCAUUUCAGUAGAUGCAAAGAAAAAAAA